CAUCUCAGGCAACCAUAGGAUCCUCCUUUUUAGCCAAGGUCGAAAUCUAGUUCAAAUGUCUAAGUCCAAGAACCACACCAACCACAACCAGAACAAGAAGGCUCACCGUAACGGUAUCCGCAAGCCCAUGCGCAACAGAUACCCUUCCCUCAAGGGUGUUGACGCCAAGUUCAUCAAGAACCAACGUUUCGUCAAGCGCGGUAGCGAAGCUGCCAAGGCUGCCAAAUAAACGAGUGGUUGGUGACGAAAAUUUCGGACCGCUACCCAUACAAAAACGAACGAUUAGAGCACUAUCAAUGUCCAUGUUCUCAUUGUGAAUAAAUAGUGCAUUCGUAAUACGCACCAAUUGUAUGGAUAAAUGAUGCGAGUGUAGGGCAAAUAGCGAAUGGAAAUUUGCAAAGAGUUUUAAGAGUUUGUUAGCUUGGUGUUUAAGUUCAGUUCAGUAUGCAUAGGAAG
Umbelopsis ramanniana AG is the source of this 456-nucleotide messenger RNA. RefSeq lists its product as uncharacterized. The record is from RefSeq and is a predicted model, not a curated record. Gene Ontology annotation, cellular component: ribosome; cytosolic large ribosomal subunit. Gene Ontology annotation, molecular function: structural constituent of ribosome. Lineage: Eukaryota; Fungi; Mucoromycota; Umbelopsidomycetes; Umbelopsidales; Umbelopsidaceae. Gene Ontology annotation, biological process: cytoplasmic translation. Bases 56 to 229 code for a protein of 57 amino acids. The transcript has 5 exons.